AUGCAUACAAAGCUAAAUAUCCGUUGUAGUUCAAGGGGCGUUCGAUGUGACGAAGCUACUUUACUUCUGCCGUUGGAGAGAGAAAUGUAUAUAAGAAAAGAGUCGCAAAUAAUUGUCGCCCUCGCCCUUGUGGCUCUCGUCGCUGCUGCUCCCGUAGAGGAGGAGUCCCCAAAGAUCAUUCUCUCUGAAUACGACCAACAACCAAACGGUGCAUACCGUUACGAAUUCAAAACCGAAGAUGGUAUUUCCAAGAGUGAGGAAGCUGAUGUCAAAGAGGUUCUCGAUGCUGACAACAAGCCCCAACAGGUUUUAGUCGUCAGAGGCCAAUUCUCCUACCCCAGACUAGAUGGUGGCGUUGAGACCAUUAGCUACGUUGCUGAUGAGAAUGGUUACCGCGCUGAGGGCCCUUCCAUCCCCCAGCCCCCAGCACCCGCCAGGAGAUAA
This is a messenger RNA of Danaus chrysippus (African queen), 444 nucleotides long. Lineage: Eukaryota; Metazoa; Arthropoda; Insecta; Lepidoptera; Nymphalidae. The record is from the annotation of a GenBank genome assembly.